Messenger RNA from Acanthochromis polyacanthus (spiny chromis), 3130 nucleotides. It is a transcript of the gene fbxl15, whose product is annotated as F-box and leucine-rich repeat protein 15. Gene Ontology annotation, molecular function: protein binding. The coding region runs from base 152 to 1030 and encodes 292 amino acids. The transcript has 4 exons. Lineage: Eukaryota; Metazoa; Chordata; Actinopteri; Pomacentridae. Gene Ontology annotation, biological process: SCF-dependent proteasomal ubiquitin-dependent protein catabolic process. The record is from RefSeq and is a predicted model, not a curated record. Gene Ontology annotation, cellular component: SCF ubiquitin ligase complex.
UCUAUAUAUUUUCGACAGUCCCUGAAGGCGGCUUUGGGUUUUGGUUACACCUCGAACGGUUUGCAAGAUGCUAAAGGAAAAUACGUUAUUUUGGUACCAAUGUAAAGAACAGCACGUCUUUAGAAACGCUGUAUAACAUAGCCGGCUCAUAAUGGACGAAGAAGCUAAAAUGCCAACCAGAUGCCUGUUGGACCUGCCCUGGGAGGAUGUGCUUGUUCCACAUAUUUUGUGCUACUUGCCACUUCAACACCUUGUCAGCCUGCAGAGGGUGAGCAAGCAGUUUCAGAGCCUCAUCCAGGUGUACCUAGCCAACUGCAGGACUUUUAAUCUGUCCCCUAUUGGACCAUGCAUUCCCAAGGAAGCCUUCUGCUCCAUGUUAAAGGACAAUAAAGUUCUCCAGAACCUGUCCCUGCAGAACUGUUCAGACUGGGUGACAGACCAGGAGCUGCUGCCAGUUAUCGGUCAGAACCAGCAUCUGCAGAAAGUGGACAUGAGCGGAUGUGCUUGGCUCACCCGCCACUCCCUGGUGGCCGUGUCCUUGAGCUGCAUGCACCUCCAGCACCUCGGCCUGGCGCACUGCGAAUGGGUGGACAGCCUGUCCCUGCGCAGCCUGGCUGACCACUGCGGGGGGCUGCAGUCAAUCGACCUCACCGCCUGCCGCCAGCUGAAGGACGACGCCAUCUGCUACCUGGCUAAGAAGUGUUUGCAGUUGAAGUCUUUAUCUCUGGCAGUCAAUGCCAAUGUUACAGACGAGUCAGUGGAGGAAGUGGCCAAGAACUGCAGGGGCCUGGAGCAGCUGGACCUGACAGGUUGCCUGCGGGUCAGGAACCAGUCCAUCAGGACUCUUGCAGAGUAUUGCCCCAAGCUGCAGUCCCUGAAGGUGAAUCACUGUCACAAUGUGACAGAGUCGAGCCUCGAUCCUUUACGGAAGCGCAACGUGGUGAUUGAUGUCGAACCGCCUCUGCAGAGGGCGCUGGUACUUCUUCAGGAUGUACUGGGGUUUGCUCCCUUUAUCAAUCUGCAGAUAUAGCCAAAGGGCAAUCUGUCUGUCCAACAAGCGCACACAGGUGGGUACUAUCAGCAGUAUAUAUUCUGUACUUUAUGAGUUUCUGACAUAUUUAUGAAGAAAUCUGUCAACAAAUAUAGCCAGGACUCAUCACGACGGAUUUAUCACCAGCCUGUUUGGAUAAGACUGACAGAAAUGAUGGCAGGGGCAGUCGAUCAGUUUUUAUCAACUUUUGCUGAACUUUUUUUUCAGGUGUCUUCAUAACAGCAGCCACUUUCAGCUGCAUCACAUGGACAUGUGAGUUGUUAUGAGAACUGCCAGGAUAGUUUAGAAAGACCUGCAUGUGUUGCACUCAUGUUUUAGUGGCAAAACAAUUCAGGCAAAAAGCAAUUCACUAGAAGUGACUGAUGAUCCAAAUUUAGGAUGGAACUGACAGUAAGUCUAGUUUUGCAGAUGACUGAAGAAAGCCAUGUACUUUUAAGAAUUGCUGCCUCACGUCCAAAAGAUGUCACUGCACUAUUCCUUAAUCAUUUAGUGUUGUAAUAUUGUGGCUUUAUAGAAAAGCAGUUCUAACCAAAGUACAGUGUAUUGUUUUGUUGUUUUUUUUUCAACAAAGUACAAAGCAAUUAUGUUUCAUUUGGAAACAUUUCAAAAUGUUUGAGUUUAAUUGAACAUUUUAUUUUGCAUGUACUAUAUGUGCAAGCUUAAAGGGCCUAUUCAUACAAAGCGCACCAAAAUAUUCUAUCACUUUCCGCUACUUUUGUGCUGCCAUUGGGUUUUAUUUGUUUUAUUAUCUUCACUACGGAGUCUUCUGCUGCCUACAAACAGUGAAGGUGAAUGCAGUUUUGUUUGUGGUUCUGACCACGUGUCUUCCAGAAACAGUGGUUGCGGUCGAAUGGUUAGAAAAAAUGUCCUCCCGUCUUUUUCCAAAAUGCUUUUGCUUGAUCUCGAUGGAAAAAGUCACGAGGUCGAGCAAAGCGGGAGAAUGCGUACGGACUUGGGGAAAACACAACCACGGUGCUGCGAGGAUUGGAUCAGACUUAAUUUUGCAACGCCGGAUGUUUUUGACUUGGAUCUGCUGUGGCGAGAGUACAAUGUUCUGAAGAUGGACUAUUUAAAGCACAUUUUCGACACUUUGGUCCGUGUGUUCUUACCUUUCAUGAAGAUGCAACAAUCCAAUGACAAAUAUUACGUCAUUCCCGAGGAUGGACUUAAAAUCAAAGAAGGAUUUUCUUAAGUCUCAAGUGAUCUAAAAUGGUUGUCACGUUGACAAUGGUUGCUUACACUCACCCUUCUGUCCACACAUAUUUAUCACCAUGAAUUCCAGCUAUUCAGUGUGAUUGUAUGAAAACGAUUUAUGCAAGGCAUAAUGGAUUAUGACUACAAAUCAGCUGGUGUACAUAUCAGACUUACAUUUCAAUUGUGGCGAAUUAUCAUCUGAGUAAAAGUGACCCACAUCUGUUUUCAUUGAAAGACCGACUCCUUUAUUGUGGUUAAUGUGAGACUUAUAACAGAUUUUGAUCUGAUUGUAAACCUAUGCACAUAAAGGAUUCAAAAUCCCCACACAACUGGGUAAAGACCUUGAAUGUUGCUGUUGCUGCAAGGAAUUAUGGGGCAGCAUUAUCUCUGCUCUUGUUGUGAAGGAUGGUCUAAUAUGCUCUCCACUUAAGGAGACCUAAAAGAAAGCAGUAAAGCACCUUUCCUUAUAAUUUAGAGAAUUCGCCCAGCUCCUAUCAUGGCUGCCAUUUCUGGGUUAUUUCACUCAGAAAGUCUAAGGAAAAAAAGAGAGGAUUCAACUGCAACCAAUGUCCUGGUUCCUCAGGAUAAUCCAUAGACCACACUGUUUUUCUACAGUUUUCCAGUGAGAGUUGUGAGACUGUUUGCAUGGCUCGAUGUACCCAGAGAUAAAUGGACAAAUAUUAACAUUUUAUGAUGUGAGUGAAGUAACCCUUUAAACCACACUGUUAGUUAAUGCAUAGCCUUGUUUAAAAUAAGCAUCACUGUUUCCCCCAUGGAGUCUCCAGAAGGAAUUUUGUAAACAGUUACCUGUUGAAAAUGCUGUCGCCCUGUAAUUCAGUAUGUGAAUUAUGUAAGAAACAUUAAAGUGUGAAAUGCCACCACGAA